This is a messenger RNA of Cataglyphis hispanica, 3864 nucleotides long. RefSeq names its product runt-related transcription factor 3-like. Gene Ontology annotation, biological process: regulation of DNA-templated transcription. The transcript is spliced from 7 exons. Bases 1130 to 2665 code for a protein of 511 amino acids. Gene Ontology annotation, cellular component: nucleus. NCBI's taxonomy places the organism in Eukaryota, Metazoa, Arthropoda, Insecta, Hymenoptera, Formicidae. Gene Ontology annotation, molecular function: DNA-binding transcription factor activity, RNA polymerase II-specific; ATP binding; RNA polymerase II cis-regulatory region sequence-specific DNA binding. The record is from RefSeq and is a predicted model, not a curated record.
CAACGGGAUGUUAUUGGCCGAUCGCCGUGACACAUGCCCGCGUGUAUUGCAAUCGAAGAUCUAAUGAGAGACGUUGUUUAUCGCGGCGAUAUGUGUCAUUUGCGUGCAAUUAUAGACAAUUGAAUCCUCCGAUCGCCGACAGUUGUUUUAGAUCCUUGACUGGUGUACUUUUUUUUUAACACAAAUCGGCGAACGUGAAAGCGUUAAUUCUUUCAACACAUCGUUCACGACACGUGUGGUGCGUUAAAUUUUAUUUGGUGAUCCGUUCGACUAUCUGAUAGUCUGGUUUCCUUGGUGCUCGAAUGAAUAUAAUAUGUAAACUUGUUACAAUUGUACGAUUAUCUAAUCGAGUUUACAAUAAGUUGUAACAAUGUACUCGCGAUAACUAUUCAUUUUGCUCGUCUGCCACGUGUUUGUGCUUGGAUUCGAAGAUCGGUGUGGACAAGCAGUGUUACCAUCGAUUGAUUGUGGUCCCCUGUAAAACCCAUCAAGCUUUGAUGGGCUUGUCACGUGUCGGUAGGACGUUUGUAAGCUCGAGAGUCAUCGAGUAACGAAGAGCAUCGUUCUGGAAUUGACUAGUCGAGAUCUGCGGUGAAUGAUGGUUCUUUCGAUCUAUCAUGAUUCACGUUGAAAGAUCGAUUUGAAAGGAAAAACUACGAAGUUUUCAUUUCGGAAUUUAAAUGCAGCUGCGCGUUGGAAAAUAGAAAGGAUUAAAUUUGUCUCGACUCAUAAAAAAAUUCAAUUUUUAUAAAAAUUAAUAUUUUACAUCAAGAGCAAAAGAAGAUUGAUCUCCAUCAAUUCGCCACGAAAGUGUAAAGAUCAAAAGAACAAACAAAUCAGUCGUCAAAUUUUUAUGACAAUGCAAAACUCUACGGAGAAAUUUAAAGAGAAUUCUCACGUAUUUGACAUUUAUCUCAGCGCCAACAUUGGACAGAGAAGAUAUUAAAACUAACGAUACCUCGACAUCGACUCACUGACUUGCUCUGAAUUUUCCGAAGGAUUUUUAAGCUUCCAAGAACAUCAGAUCACAUCUAACAAAUUAUGCACUCUUGAAAGAUGCUCGCAAGGCUCUUUCGACUCGGCGGGUGAACCGAAUGGAAGGAUGUUUCAUCCGGUGUUCUGACUGCCUAUGGAUAUAUUCGGCCGUUGCAACGGCGGCGGCAGCGGAAGCACGGUAGCCGGAAGCGGUGCUGGCUCGGCGAGGACGUCGAGCAACGAGUCCGCCGGUGCUGGUAGUGGCGUCACGCCGAGCGGUACCAGCGAGAGCGGCAGCAACGCGAGUGGCAGGAUGCAGUUGACAGGAGCCUCGGCUCCUGGCGCGGCGGCCUCGCCGGAGUCGGGCGUCUCUCCGUUGACCGACGCCUACACCAAGAUGACCAGCGACAUCCUCGCCGAGAGGACCUUAGGUGACUUCGUCAGCGAGCAUCCCGGCGAGCUGGUUAGAACAGGCUCGCCGCAUUUGGUUUGCACCGUCUUGCCGGCGCACUGGAGGUCCAACAAGACACUUCCGGUGGCUUUCAAGGUCGUGGCACUCGGCGACGUAGGCGACGGUACCCUAGUGACCGUUCGUGCUGGAAACGAUGAAAACUGCUGCGCCGAGCUCAGAAACUCUACGGCUCUAAUGAAGAAUCAAGUGGCCAAGUUUAACGAUUUGAGGUUCGUCGGCCGGAGCGGAAGGGGCAAGAGCUUUACCUUGACGAUAACGGUGUCGACGACGCCACCCCAAGUCGCCACCUACACCAAGGCGAUCAAGGUGACAGUUGACGGGCCGCGCGAGCCGCGAUCCAAGACCAGUGAGUAUCACUUGCUGUCUCUUUUAGGGCAGCAGCAACAAUUUCACGCCUUCGCGUUCGCCUCGCAACGAGGCGGCCCGUUCUUUGCCUCGCCUCUGGUGGACCCGUUGCAACCUCUGCCGAAUCCGUUGCAACCGUUACCAAAUCCGCUCCAGCCGAGGGAUCCGUUGUCUUCCUUUAGACACGCGAUGCCCGGUAACUGUCAGAGCGUGCAACGGAAGGUUUCUCUAGACAUGUCACAGUUUGGCCUGACGGCGAGCAAUUCUUGGGGGUACGGCAGCACGGCCGGCUAUGCCGGCUAUCUUCCGGGCCCCUUGUCGUCGUGCGCCGCGCAGGCAUCAUUCCCACCCCCGCCGCCGCCCCCGCCGCCGCCACCGCCGUCAUCGACGUUGGCCACCUUCGCCGGCACGGCCUCCAUGAAUACGCCGACGGCACCGGACUCGACGGCGGGCUCCACCGUCACAUCCGGCAGCAGCAAUGCCGGCUCCACGCCGCAGCAGGACGCUUUCUCCGCGGUCUCGUCUCUCGUACCGGACACCACGACACCGGGCCAGUCUGACCCGCUGGAUCCGCUGAGCAGCCUCAUGACCGGCAGUUCCACCAGCCAGAGGUAUCAGGAUUACGUGUCGCCCAGAUCUCUGUCUACCGAUUCGAGCACGACCGAGAGCCCGGUGCACGAGGAGCAGGGCUUCGGGCAGAAUUACGGCAACUACUUUCCGACGCCCGGUGUACUGCCCAGCAUACUCUACUCCCAGCUUUACGGGAAUCAGUUCCAGAAUUCCGAGAGCGCCGAACAGAGGGCCGUCGCGGACAGUUGCAGCGUGAGGCAAGAAGAAGUUAGACCGGACAACAACGUAUGGAGACCGUACUGAGAGGCGGAGGAAGGUAGUUUCCCUUUCCAGCGAUUUGGUCGUCGAGAGACUGUACAACACUUGGAAGACGAGGGGAAAGUGACGCUUGGAAAAAAGUCGCUCUUGAAGCCCUCGGCUGAUAAUUGUAGUGAGACAUAGUGAUUCUUUGAAGAUUAUUCAAGUGUCAAGGAUGAUUCUUGACGACGAAUUAGUGGGCAUUAAAGACUUGAUUCGAAAGGAACUCGGGGACGAGUCCGAGCUCCUUGUACGCUCUUCCGGAAAGUUUCGGGAAAUUAAAAUUCUCUUACCGGUUGUGUUUCUCGCGCCAACGAAUCUUAGGGGAGUGAAUGAAGCGGGGGAGGAUUUGUAAUUAAGUGAGAGAGAGCGAGCGCAAGUGUGAAAGUGGUGUGAUGACGACGACUAUUAUAAUGAUAUCCGCAGAAUGUAUAUACGUGUACAUAGCUAGAUCACUAUCGUUUCAUCGAGUCAUUAUCAUUUUAAAACGCGACACGUCAUACAUUAAUUUAUUUCAUCGAUUACGUUUUCAUAGUAUAAUUGCGUCCGCUGCGGGAAUCGUGCAAUAUCGUCACAGCGCGACGAUCAGCUUCCCUUUCUCUCUGUAAAUAUAUAUCUUCCACGUUGGGCGUUCAGUUUCCGAUCCGCGAAGAUUUCCUUCCCCUUUAAAAAAAUAAAAAAAUAAAAAAAUAAAAAUAAGGAUACCUCUCGGUCUGUGAAGAAAUUUGGCUUUGCACUUUCGACGAGAGAUAAUCGCAGCGAUCUUGAAUUAUCUCGAAAGAUUGGCAGCAAAAGGCUGUCAACGUCGUGCGGUCACGUUCGGGUCAAGCCGACGAUAAAAUCGAAUGGGAUUCGAUUCGCGUUAGGUGAAAGAGUCUCGGCCGUUGCGCGGCGAGCGCGUGAAAAGCACUCGCGGGUAUUCAACGAAACGAAAUGAACGAACGUGCCAGCAUCGAAGACCUUACAUCGAAAUUUCCGCUGAAGAAACGAAACCUCGGGAAACGACUCGCGAAGCGAUUUCGCGAGGGGCACCGUACGCCCGUCGCCAGCGAGAAGCUUAUCCGUUUUUCAGUUUUCUUCUUUUCUUGUAAGCCGGCGACGGGCACUCUGCGCGUUUCCGAAAAUAAUUUCCGAUAUACAUAUCUACCGAUCUAUUGUUAUCGUAGUUUUUGACCGAGUCGAAGUAAAAAGUGUAUUUCAAAAUA